AUGACCGUCGCCAAGUCUUCCACCUGCUGCGGCAAGGGCAACGUCGAGUGCGCCUGUGCAAAGCAGGCCACCUGCUCAUGCGGCAAGCAGUCCGCCCUGCACUGCAGCUGUGACAAGGCCGCCAAGGAAAACGCGGUCGAGGGGCCCCGCUGCUCGUGCCGCGCCAGGCCUGCGGGAGAGUGCACUUGUGACCGUGCUACCUCCGAAAACACCAAGCCCGCGGGCUCAACGUGUCAAUGCGGCGUCCGCCCUGCAGGCGCCUGCACUUGCGAAAAGGCCAGCGAUGGCGGCUACAACCCUGCCAACGAGAUUGAUUUUACGACCAGCAAAUAG
Purpureocillium lilacinum is the source of this 333-nucleotide messenger RNA. RefSeq lists its product as uncharacterized. Lineage: Eukaryota; Fungi; Ascomycota; Sordariomycetes; Hypocreales; Ophiocordycipitaceae. The record is from RefSeq and is a predicted model, not a curated record.